This is a messenger RNA of Podarcis lilfordi (Lilford's wall lizard), 9859 nucleotides long. The record is from the annotation of a GenBank genome assembly. NCBI's taxonomy places the organism in Eukaryota, Metazoa, Chordata, Lepidosauria, Squamata, Lacertidae.
CUGCUUAGAGCCCCGCCCACAGACCCUGUCAGAAAUCCCGCCCACUGCCCCGCCUACCUGUGCUUUCAACGCCGCUCUGCGUCCUUCCUUAUUGGCUGACACGCGCCGUGACGUUGAAGUAGGCGGGGUGCGUGGCGGCGAGAUCCGAAAGAAGUUUGUUUUGCGUCGCCGUCGCCGCAGCUGCUGUUUUCCCGCGCGUGAGGGCCCAGCCAGCUACAUAAAAAGCAAGCGCUUCUCUGCCGGCGUCGUCUUUUGGUUCCGCUGGUCUCCUUGGGCGCGUGGCGUGAGGGGAAGGGGAUGCCGAAGCGCUCCUGCCCGUUCGGGGACUCUUCCCCGGUGCAGCUGAAGACCCGCGUGAGGCUGAGGGAGCUGAGCCAGGGCGUCCAGGGCGAGCGCUACCGGCGCGAGGUCUUCGGUGAGGAGGAGGCGGCGGUUGGGCGCGAGGGAGGGUCUCGGAGCCGUGUUCUCGCGAGGACGAAACUUUGGUCAAGGGCGCCGUUGCUUGACCAGUGUUUCACUCUCGCGAGAACUGAGUUCAUUCUCUCGCGAGAACUGGACGCUUCAGCGGGGUGGGGGAAGGAGCAGAAUGGAGCAAAAGCCCCUUUUAUUCUGGAAGGGGGAGUUGUGUGAAGACAUUCUUCCGUCUCCACAUCUCCCAGCCUUUGCUAAGCACACAGCUCCAGCCUGCCGGGUGUUUGUUUCCUCUGAAGGGAAAACACUCUGCACAUGCCCAGGAAUUAGUGGUAAUAAUAAUAAUAAUAAAUUUUAUUUAUACCCCGCCCUCCCCAGCCAAGGCCAGGCUCAGGGCGGCUAACAACCAAUAAUAAAAAGGAGUUGAAUGAAUACAGCUUAAAAACAAGAUUAAAAUACAUCAUUAAAACAAUUAAAAUGCAGCCUCAUCACAGGAGGAGAAAGGAAAAAGAAAGAGGCGGAGGGAAUCAAAUUGACUCCAAGCCAAAGGCCAGGUGGAACAACUCUGUCUUACAGGCCCUGCGGAAAGAAAUCAGAUCCUGCAGGGCCCUGGUCUCAUGAGACAGAGCGUUCCACCAGGCCGGAGCCAGAGUUGAAAAGGCCCUGGCUCUGGUUGAGGCUAAUCUAACUUCCUAAGGCCCCGGACCUCUAGGGUGUUGCUAUUUAUGGACCUUAAGGUCCUCCGCAGGGCAUACCAGGAGAGGCGGUCCCGUAGGUACAAGGGUCCUAGGCCGUGAAGGGCUUUAAAGGUCAAAACCAGCACCUUGAACCUGACCCUGUACUCCCCGGGAGCCAGUGCAGCUGGAAAAGCACUGGGUGAAUAUGCUCCCAUGGCAGAGACCCCGUGAGGAGCCUCGCUGCAGCAUUCUGCACCCACUGGAGUUUCUGGGACAGCUUCAAGGGCAGCCCUGCGUAAAGCGAAUUACAGUAGUCAAGCCUGGAGGUGACCGUCGCAUGGAUCACUGUGGCCAGGUCAGGGCGGGAAAGGUAAGGGACCAACUGCUUGAUGCGGCAACUGGUACAGUUCAGCAAUUUUUACACUCCAGACAUCUCUUAACUGCCUUCGCCUCUUUAGGAUAGGAAUGGGCAUCGUGUGAUGAAACACAUGGCAGACCAGCUCUGCUGUGUUUUGGGAGGGAGAUUCCUGACUGCUACCUUGGUGCUCUGGACUUCUACCCCAAAAUCCUCCCUUGGGGACACUAGCGCUUAGGUCAUGCUAUUGUGCUGCUUGCCUUGCAUCUUCUGUGGAUGCUGAAUCGGGUUCUGUAAACAGGGCCUUUUUACAAGAGGGAAAUAGGAUUAAAGUACUACUCAGCAAAGGAGCAGAGAUAUAUUUUUUCUCUCUUUAACCUGUCAAGGAAGCACAAGCAGUUGCUGGGGAGGCUGUGACAGCCUAGUUCCCCUUGCUUUGGAAACCACAUGCAAAUUGAAAUGGACAGAAAUAAACAUUGCCGUAAAGCUGUGGUUGCCGCUCCACUUUGAAGUUAGGCUUGAAAGCAGCACUCUAUUUUAACCAAUAGAAUAAGUUGUGUACUUGAUUGCAAGAGUGUGUGUGUGUGUGGUGCCCAAGGUCCCCCCAAAGUUGGUGACUCCUGCUGCAGAGCCACUCUGCAUUGCACUUUCCAACUUUAAUCCUGGUUACAUUCUGCAGUGUGAUUUUAAAAUUUCCAGCUCCUUGCUAAUUACCGUAUUUUUCGCCCUAUAGGACGCAUUUUCCCCCUCCAAAAAUGAAGGGGAAAUCUGUGUGCAUCCUAUGGGGCGAAUGCAGGCUUUCGCUGAAGCCUGGAGAGCGAGAGGCUUCGGUGCGUACCGACCCCUCUCGCUCUCCAGGCUUCAGGAAGCUAUCCGCAAGCCUUGCGAGCCUGGCGGGAGUUCCCGCCGGGCUCGCAAGGCUUGUGGAUAGCAGCCUGUUCUGGGGUCGGGGGAAGAAAAUAAAUUUUUAUUUAUUUAUUCCCCCCCCCCCCCAAAAAUGAGGUGCACCCUAUGGGCCAGUGCACCCUAUAGGGCGAAAAAUACGGUAAUUUGGUUUUAUCUCCAUUGUACCUCACUUUCUUUUUAUUUGCAUGUUUAUUCAUGCGUCUUUAUCUACAUCACACAUCGGUGUGCUUUUGUGUGUGAAACCACAUAGCUUUGCUUUUGUGCACAUGAAUGCAUGGCCACGCAUCUGGUGGAAGGUGCAUAUAUCCUCCCGUCCUCCCUGUACACAAAUAUUCUGUCUCUCCCCCUCAUUUUCACCCUACGCUGCAUUUCCUAUGCCCUAAUUUUGCCACAGUGUUCUUUGUGCCACAACUAACACAGCUGCAGGGAUCUGUGCAACAUAAAAGCCUUUAAAUGUCAAAGCUGGUAUAUCUAUUACACGUUUAAAUCUAAGAAUGCAGUGCAUGUUGGGAAAUCAGGUUCUUAUUACUGUAUAAACUGUUGCUUGGACAUUAGAAGACCCUUGACUUUAACUAGCAACUGGUGGUCGUAAGAGUUUGUGUUAUAAUAAGUUGAUAAAAUACAAAGUGCAGAUGAGUUGCAUAUGUUUGUUUUUGUUCCUGUGUGAGAGGAAUCUGGGGUCAGUGCUUUAUCCUGUGAGUAAUGAGCAGUGACUGAAAUGUGGGCUGGUGUUCUCAUAAUGGGGGAUUGAAUUCUGAUGGGGAUACGGUAUUGGGAAAGUAGGGUCUGUUCCUUGGGUUGCUGCCAUCUGGGCAAGUUCUGAGCUACUUCACAUUCUCGGAACCUAGCAAGGGAUCUGUAGGUAGCAUAAAGAAGCAGCCUUCCUUUCCUCCUGUGAUGUGGUCAUAGAAUUUUAAAGUUAGAAGGGACCACAAGGGUCAUUUAGUCCUACCCCCUGUAAUGCAGGACACUUUUGCCCAGUGUUGGGCUUGAAUUUACGACCCUGCAAGUGCUCCAAUUGGAGAACAGCCUUUACCUAAUAAUAAUAAUAAUAAUAAUAAUUAUUAUUAUUAUUAUUAUUAUUAUUAUUAUUAUUCUAGAUGAUAAUAAUAAUAAUAAUAAUAAUAAUAUUAGCACCAAUAAAAUUUCAGUAAAAACAUAAUAAGAAAAAAGAAAAUGAACAAUUUAAAAUACAGGUUAAAAUGCAAUUUAAACUGCAGCCUCAUUUUAAGUCAAAAUCAUAAAGGGGAGGGAAACAUAAGGGUCAGACUGAGUCCAAACCAAAGGCCAGGCGGAACAGCUCCGUCUUGCAGGCCCUGCGGAAAGAUGUCAAGUCCUGCAGGGCCCUAGUCUCUUGUGACAGAGCAUUCCACCAAGUUGGGGCCAGUACUGAAAAGGCCCUGGCCCUAGUUAAGACCAACCUUAACCACCUUGUGACUUGGGACCAGAAAAAUGUUGUCAUUUGUGGACCUUAAGGUCCUCUGCGGGGCAUACCAGGAGAGGCACCCCCGUAGGUCCUAGGCCACAUAGAGCUUUAAAGGUCAAAACCAAAGGUGUCAUGGGCUUUGAAGACACUCAAACUCAGGAAGAAAGGGAGAAACGUGCUAAGAGGAAGGCAUGCUUGGCAAACCCUUACCAUGCUCAACUCCUGCCCGGAAACCUAUCUCCCCACUGUGGAAGAAUGUGUGGAUCCAGAAUUGACCUCCACAGUCACUUACGGACUCACUGCUAAAACCCUGCUUUGGAAGACAAUCUUACUUGGCUGUGAGUGGUCGCCAAAGAAGAAGAAUGCAGGACACUUUUGCCUAAUGUUGGGCUCAAACCUACGACCCUGAGAUCAAGAGUCUCAAUGCUCUCCUGACAGAACUAAAAACUUGCUGAAUUGCUUUGGGGAAGGGGAUGGAAACAUUUAAGAAAUUUGGGAGAAGAUCCUUACUGCUGGUAGUUAUUACUUGCUUGGAUUGUCAUCACUCAUGACUGUGAUAUCUAAGAACAUGCCAGGUUCUGGAUUCAGUCCUUGGUGUCUGCAACUCCCAGUCAGCAUAAACUUUGCUGAACUAGAUGGGCUCCUCUGACUCUGCAAGGCAGCUUUCUUCUUUGCUUUCCUCUGAAAUGGAAGCCCUUUUCUGGGUAGGAGAGCAUGUCAUAAUCUGAUACAGCAGACUUCUUUCUUUCUUGGGGAAGGUGAUAUUCAGUGGAGUGGGAAACCAGUUCGAGAUAGUUUUCCGUUACCAUUCCCACCUUGUCCUUUUUUGCAGAGAAAACGAAACAGCUGCUCUUCAGGGGUGCCCAGGCAUACAUGGAUAACACAUGGAACGGCAGCACGGUGGGAGCAGAGUCUCCAGAGCUGCAUGCAGGCAGACCAGAAGCUUGCUCUUGGCUUAGUUGCAGCAGACAAAUGUUAAUUGGGCAGGAUGGAAAACUUCUACAGCCCUGUGCAAGAGAAACAGGUAAGUAAAUUUAGCUGGCUGUCAAGUACCUGUGCAGCGGAUUCUUUUUCUGUUCACUUUUCUUCUGUUGGGUUGCAAUGUUAAGUUUGGUGUAACUGUGAUAUGCAUGUAUAGAGCAAUUGACUUGCUCCAGUUGGGCUUCUCUGAAGGGAGGAACUGUAAGCCUUGAUAUUUGUGUGGCGUAGGGAGCAAACAGAGACUCACAGGGCAUAUUCAGGUGGUCUGCGGCAUUUCUGUGAAGAACAGCAGGCACAAUUCCUCCCUUCAUAGCAGCUGAAUAGGAUUCCGUAUGCACCAUCUAGUUUAGAUUUUGGCAUCGCAGAGCCUUGGACUUGAUGAUCCUCAGGGUCCCUUACAACUCUACAAUUCUACGUAGAUGGCUUGAAGAUUGCGAUCUGCUUUCUGAAAUGGGUGCUUUUUCUGACACUUGAUGCUGAAAUCUGUUCUAACAUAGAAUCUGUACAUUUCUACACAGCUCUGCCGGAAUGCGUUUCCACGGCCUGCUCCUCGUGCGUAAGAACAGUUGACGUCAAAGAAACUUGCUCUCAGUGCGAUCGGCACAUAUGCCAGAACUGCAGCAGACUCUGCAGCUGUUGCCAUGUAGUUGCUUGCUCCUUGUGUUCUGUUACAGAGUAAGUGUCCGUGCGGACUAGGCAUGAGUUAAAACUUCCUUCAGUUGGUUUGGGACACACUGCAUGCUGAAUGUAGCAAACUGGUUGGUAAUAGCAUUCCUUGCAAAAUUGGUUUGGAGUGGGACAUAUGCCAAUAGCUGUAAGGAAGCAUUGGCCCAUUGUGUCAUAAAUGCAGUGGCCUUUGAACCUUGGAUUGUAAUUUGAACCUAGGUAAUUAAGAAAAUUGAGGAGAGGGAAAGGCAGUCUAGCUUAGCAGAACUCCCUGCAAAUAUUGGCAUCAGAAAUUUUCUCAUGCCCUGGAGCAAGGCUGGAGAACCACUUCCAACCACCAGCGAGCCAAGUCCCCAGCCCUUGCAGGCUAUUUUAACAGUGUGGCAAAUCAAACUUGCGAGCAAGGGCACAGGCCAUUGCAAGCACUGACAACCAGCUGAUUAGCGCUGUGUGCAAAACCCACUUCUGCCAGGCAGCAAACCUUUACCAGGCUCACAGGAGAUGGGCUUGGCUUUGGCACCAACAGCCUUGUGGGCCGAAUAGGGAGGCUUCCCAGCCUGGGCUGCUUUGGGAGGAAAAGAAUAUACAUAAAUAAGCUCUCCUGCAGCCAACAUGAAAUUGAACCAUGAGUAAGCAUGAAUGAGUUUGAGUGAUUUCCCCCCUCCAAAUACCCACACACUAUCUGUUCCUGCUGUUGCUGAUCUCCCUGGAACUAAGCAGGGGAGGAGUGAAGCAGGCUUAUGAUGUUCCUAUGAGUAUCCACACACUUUGCUUAGUCAUGCCUAGCCAUUGUAUGGCUUAGCAUUGCAUGAGAACUGUGCCAUUGUUUUAAUUUGUUGCAGGAGUUCACGGUUACACCUGCCCACCUACAUCUCUUAAAGCAGUUUCCAACCGUAGCUAAAUACAUCCUGCGUGUACAGGUUAUUCUGGUGUGGGCCUCGAUUUAAUCCAGCAAGGCGAUUCUUUGAUUUUUCGGCUUCUUCCACAGCUUAAUUUAUUCAGCCUCACGACUUCCUUGCAUGUGGUAGAGGUGGAGCCGGUGUUCUCUUCCUAAACUGUACAGAACCGAAAGAUGCACUGAAUUGCCUGUUACCUUCUUUCUUCUAGGUCCAACGACGUUGGCGAGCGAAUACUUUGCAAUGGCUGCUCCAUGUUUGAGGACUAAAAUGCUUGAAAUGACUAAGUUUUAAGGACAUAAUUAUCUCCAGGAUCUGUAAAGGAACUUGUUUAAAUAGCCGGACAAUUCCCGCCCACCCUCCAUCUUGCUACUGUGACAUUGGGGUGCCGCUUUAUAAAUAGUGUAUAUUUCUAUAACUGUAAUUUUAAUAGAAUAAACUUUUUAUAUUAUCUCUUGUGGAGGGUGCACUUGGCUAGCCUGGCUGGCAUCUGUUCUGAUAAGGCAGAAGAGUUUUAUUCAAUUCCUUAGAAAAGCAACGUAAUAGAAGGCUGAAACUCGAGGGAGAGCUCAUUCUUCAGAUGCUAAGUCUGGUUCGAUCCGUGGCUUCUUUAGAUAGGGCUGAAACAAAUGGACAACUGUUGCCAGACAGCGUAGACAAAAGUGAACUACAGGGGCCAGUAAUCUGACUGAAUAAAGCAUCUUCCCAUGGCCCUAAACUUUGAUGUGGUCCGAAUUUGAUUCAAACUAUUCACUGUAAAAGCUCCUUUUUCAGUGGCUUGGAUCAUUUAAGCAUCUCGUGUUUGCAGCAUCCAAUACUACUGCUAAACAGACCGUCCAGAUUCAGUUUGUCUCUACCCCCCAGUUCUUAAGUAACAGUUUGUUAGCAGUAAAAAAAUGAGCCAUCUAAAUGUUUUAGAUAUAUUUUUAUAAACCCACUCAUAUGACUUAUUUUAACUCUCUUCCUUCCAAGUAAGAGUGUUUGGGUAUGCAUGAAAAGCUGAAACAACCCUGCUCACAUAACCUUCAAAGAGACUCAACCACAAACUUGUAGACUCUCCUGAUACUACACUAAGUGGUCACGAGUCAUAUCAUAAAUGAUGCCAAGUGGUUGUUCAUGACACCGGUUGCAUUAAAUAGGGAACAGGUAAGUAGGAAAGUUUAGGUACUUUUAACUUUUAAAGAUCAGUUUCACAUUGGACACCCAUCAGGAAAAAGUCGAGACAGAAAAUGCUGAGGGAGAGUUAUAGCAGGCUGCAUCAUUUUGGGAUUGGUUAAUUAUCAGAGAAGCUUUAUUUCAAGCUAGAGCGGCCACAUUUAUGUCCAAGUAGUAAAAAUCCACUUUUGUAAAGCAGGUUUUGGAUCUGAAAGCUUGCCAUGUGUGUGUGUGUUUAAAAAAACCCUAUAUGCUGCUCUCAGCCAGAUUUUAUUGCACAAGUGAACCCUUUGUUGCAGCUUUUUCUUUGGAGAGACUUUUUUCUCAAGCUUCGGCCCCGUUUCCCCUGACCAGCUUUCCCCCUUCCCACCCUCCUCCUUUCACACUCACUCGCUUGAGCUCAGCAGCAUGGCUUCUUGCGUAUCUCUGUAUGAAGUCUGAUGAGUCUCCUGGUCGUGGGGUCUUUGUGACAAAAGACCUGCUGCUAAUGAGAUGCUCCUUAAACACUUCCCAUUUUGUAUUUGCUGGAAGCGAAGUUCUCAUUAUGGUCGAGCUCUCGCCUCUCCCCGCCCCCCGUCUUUGAGGGCAGGUAUAUAUAUUUGUACAUAUAAUGUAAAAUCAAACACACACCUCGGUCUGCUCCUUUUUCUACUGUAGCUCCUUGGCAACAGCUUGUGUGCCCCCACCUUCUUAUAACAGGCUGAUAAUUCAGCCUUUAGCAAGGCUCUCCCAAAUCCACUGCACAGCAGGCAGGGAGAAAAAGGUGCAUCCAGUUUUGCUCUUUCAAAAGUCUGCAUUGUUCCACCAAAGGCAAGGCCCGAGCUAACUUGUUAAAGCACAUUUUAUUGAAGUAUUUUGAGGGAAACUUUCAUAUCAUAAGUAAAAAUACUAGAGUUGAAUGUUGUAAAAAACAAACAAAAAAGAACACACAAAAUGAUGGGAUUUCAUGUAGAGGGAAAACUGAGGGUACAUUCCCUUUCAAAUUAAAAAAAAAGGUGUUAAGGAACUGCAGUAUAUUCAAUCAACUUUUUUGCACAGAUAAGAGAACAGAAACAAAAGCAUAUCUAAAAAGAACAUAAAGCCACAACUGAAUAAACUCAUUCGCGGCACAAGCGAGCGUUCAGAAAUCCUGGCCCGUGUCAAAAGGCAAAGAGACAAUUUAGUUACAAACGUCCGGCAGAUUCAAAAUGAGGUGGCUUCUGUGAAAAUGCAAAACGAAGUGAUAAUAAAGGGCAGGGCAUGGGGGAAGAGAGAGCUCGCUUUUCGAACACGGGGAAGUUUCACCCAAUUUUUCUUCUUUUACACCCAUCUGCAGCUGCAAAAGGCAGAGCUUCCUCCUCACCAGGGAUGGGGAACUUGCAGGCGCAUGGAUGUUGUUGGAUCGCAAUGCUCCUCGGCCCCUGAGAGCGAGCACAACAGUGCUCCAAAGGGCCACACAUUCCCCACCCCUGGAUCCAAGUGCUGGUGUCGCCACUGAGCUUUCCUCCCCAUCCCCCUAAAAAUAAUCAUUAAAAAUGUACAUUGAAGCGAGUGACGGAACACAUGGAUGUAGUAAUAUCAACGUGCAUUUCGCGUUCCCAUUUUUAGAACUGCCUUUUAUAAAUACACGAACAAAGCUAUGGCUUCGGUGCCUGAAAUUUGACUUGUCAACUCGUUUGGCAAGAUGUUUCGUCGCUUAAGAAUAUUGUGCGGUUGCUGUCGGCAUCCCCCCCCCCCUUUCCUUUUGUCAUUUAAUAUACAGGCAUGCCUGCUCACCCCUCUCUCUGCUGGUCAAUUCUGCAACUAAGAAGCAUUUGGGUUUUGGGUUUUUUCCCCAGUUGAAGUUGGUAAAACUGGCUCGUUUCCCCAAGGCACAACUAGUAGGAAACUGGGAUGAGAAUAUAGUCUGGGAAGAUGAGUGCAGAAAGACCCUUGUACGACUUCUGCUGGUUUCAACGUGGCCCAUGGCAAGAGAAAAUGCCCGUGGAUAUCUGCUGGUAUUCAGCAAGAUUAAACCUAGAUAAAUCCACUCAGAUGGAAUAAUUAAAACUCACUGCCUUUAGUAGACUACCUCCCAGUGCACUGCAAAAUAUACAGUUCCAUACAGCUCCAUUUGAUAUGUAACUGUGUACUGUCUUUUAAGAAGGUGUGGUAUAUCGGUUCUGAUUUUACCUCAUUGAGGCUGUUAGUGCCAUUCCUAUAAUUAGUAUCUUAACUUUGCUGACAUUUUUUUGUUUCGUUUCUGUCCAAAUAGCGGCUGAACCUAUUGCUAUCUCCAGAGUUUGUUCCGGCUUUUUUUGCAUUGUUGCUUGUAUUGCACUACCUAAAUCUGUCUCUCAUCCUAAAUAUAUCUAAUUAUUCAGAGUGCAGGUUCACUACUUACAUAAUGAAAUGGUAUGCAAUAAAU